Messenger RNA from Aricia agestis (brown argus), 573 nucleotides. RefSeq names its product adult-specific cuticular protein ACP-20-like (gene CPR57). Lineage: Eukaryota; Metazoa; Arthropoda; Insecta; Lepidoptera; Lycaenidae. Gene Ontology annotation, cellular component: extracellular matrix. The transcript has 3 exons. The record is from RefSeq and is a predicted model, not a curated record. Bases 13 to 552 code for a protein of 179 amino acids.
UCAGUAACAACCAUGUUCACUUUUAUCGCAAUCACGUGCCUCCUCGGAGUAGCGAGUGCUGCUCCUUCAGGAGGGUGGGGACUCUCCGCUAUUGAUAGCAUUUCCAUCCCCAACUACGGCUUUAACUACGCGGUCAACGACCCCAGCACAGGUGACAACAAGGCGCAGUCCGAGGUGCGCAACGGCGACGUGGUGAAGGGCCAGUACUCGCUGGCGGAGCCCGACGGCACCAUCAGGGUCGUGGACUACACCGCCGACGCCGUCUCCGGCUUCAACGCCGUCGUCAAACGCAUCGGCGCCGCCCAGCACCCCCCCACGCUGCGGCUCCAGCCCAUCGUCAGCAAACCCAUCUCCUACCUUAACGUAGCCCCGGUCUCCUACUCCAGCAAUCUCAUCGGCCUGGGCGGAUUAGGCCACGGAUUGGGUGGAUUAGGCCAGGGUUUGGGCGGCCUAGGCCUCGGCCUAGGUAACCUAAACGGACUCGGCUUGGGCGGCCUCGGCCUGGAGUCGCUCGGCCUAAGCGGCCUGGGGCUAGGUGGAUGGAAACACUAAAACGACAAACUUAGUGCCAGC